Messenger RNA from Humulus lupulus (European hop), 1060 nucleotides. Its product is annotated as ras-related protein RABD2c. NCBI's taxonomy places the organism in Eukaryota, Viridiplantae, Streptophyta, Magnoliopsida, Rosales, Cannabaceae. The transcript has 8 exons. Gene Ontology annotation, molecular function: GTP binding; GTPase activity. The coding region runs from base 149 to 757 and encodes 202 amino acids. The record is from RefSeq and is a predicted model, not a curated record.
UCAUCAACCCAACCUCCCUUUAUUUUUUAUUUUCUCCUUCUCUUUCUCUGGCGAAGAUCCCAAAUCUCGCUCUCUAUUUUCUCCGGCGAUAUCCAUUCAAACCUUCCUCAAUUCGACUCAUUUAUUUGAUCUCUUCCUCGUCGAAGCCAUGAAUCCCGAAUAUGACUAUCUUUUUAAGCUUUUGCUUAUUGGAGACUCUGGUGUCGGUAAAUCAUGUCUACUUCUGAGGUUUGCUGAUGAUUCAUACCUGGACAGCUACAUCAGUACUAUUGGAGUUGAUUUUAAAAUCAGAACUGUGGAACAGGAUGGGAAGACCAUUAAACUUCAAAUUUGGGACACUGCUGGCCAAGAACGUUUCAGGACAAUCACCAGUAGUUACUACCGUGGGGCUCAUGGCAUUAUUGUUGUCUAUGAUGUCACAGACCAAGAGAGCUUCAACAAUGUCAAGCAAUGGUUGAAUGAAAUUGACCGCUACGCCAGUGAAAAUGUGAACAAGCUUUUAGUUGGAAACAAGUGCGAUCUUACAGCGAACAAAGUAGUGUCCUAUGAGACUGCUAAGGCAUUCGCUGAUGAAAUUGGAAUCCCAUUCAUGGAAACUAGUGCCAAGAGUGCAACAAAUGUAGAGCAAGCUUUCAUGGCCAUGGCUGCUGAAAUUAAGAACAGGAUGGCUAGCCAGCCCGUUAACAAUGCCAGGCCACCGACGGUCCAGAUCCGAGGACAGCCCGUCAACCAGAAGUCCGGUUGCUGCUCGUCUUAAAUGGAAAUAGUAGUGGUGGUGGUGGGAACGAUGUUAAUUCGUGUUUCCAGUGGGCAUGUAAAACUAGUUCCUUAUCUUAAUGCUUUGAUAUAAAAGAUAAUUGUCUCUCAUGAUUUCUCUUUUUUCUUUCUCAGUUGUCAGUACUUUGUUAAAUCUACCAUUCUUUUCAAUGUAUUUUGAUUUUGGAAACAAACAUUUCUGUACAAAUUAGGAAUAUUGGUGGAUAGCAGUAUUUGCCCCCCUCUCUCAUUAUGCCCCUAUUAUUUGUCACAUUUUAUCCAACCAGUGUCCCACUUUAUUUAA